AUGAAUGCCAGCACUAUGACUCGAGCUUGUGAAAUCUUGCUUCAACCUGAAGUGGAAGGGGAGGAUGAUGAUAAUAAGGAUAUCAAGGCUUCCGCUGAUGAACUACUCGCCAUGUAUCACAAGUGCCGGGCUGAUUUCGCCACGAUCCAAAAGCACCAACCCCGUUUGCCGAAUUUGGCACUCAACAAUGGAACUCUCAAGCUUGGUGGUGGUGGUGGUGCUGCUGGUGCUGGCAGCAAUAAUCCAAAUGCACUCAGUGCGGGCCAUUCUCUUCAAAUGCGCAAAAAGUCACUGCUUUCGACUGCAGGAGCGGGAGGCAAUAGUGGUACCAUCAGUGCGAAACAUGGUAUUAUGAGAAGCAAGAAAUCCCUAGUCCCACACGGUCGCCGCAACCUGAAUGAUGCCAUUUCCAGUGAUUCUCCAUUGGCCAAAAAGGCAAGAUUGAACAGCAACAACAACACUAGCCAUACUGGAGGUAAAUCAACAGCAACGACUACCUCAGAGGCACCUCCAAAGAGUGCUCUCAAAUUUUUGAACAAAUUGAAUCGUGGAGACAAUGGUGGUUCAGGUGUUGGUGGAGGAGGAGAUGGCAAAAAUGCCUCCUCUUCAUCGUCCAGCACUUCGUCAUCAUCGCAGAAACCGCAGAAAUUACCAAAACCACAGAAACCGACUCGAUCUACCAGUACUGCAUCAUCCUCUUCUUCGGGUUCAUCAUCGUCCUCAACCAAAAGUCAACCUCCUUCUCGAGCAGCAACAGCAGCAGCAAGCAAAGAUGAUACAUCUUCUACUCCACCAACCAGAAGUCGACCUGCUCGAGCAGCAGCAGUUGCUGCAACAAAAGAAAUUAUGUCUUCUUCGUCCACUUCUUCAUCAAAGAGAAGUCAACCGACACGAUCUAGUCGAAGGGGGUCUUCGUCCUAA
Molecule: messenger RNA, 921 nt
Organism: Cylindrotheca closterium
Lineage: Eukaryota; Bacillariophyta; Bacillariophyceae; Bacillariales; Bacillariaceae
Source: the annotation of a GenBank genome assembly